This is a messenger RNA of Cajanus cajan (pigeon pea), 516 nucleotides long. Lineage: Eukaryota; Viridiplantae; Streptophyta; Magnoliopsida; Fabales; Fabaceae. The record is from RefSeq and is a predicted model, not a curated record.
AUGGGUCACAUGUCGACUAGUUAUCUUGUAGGUGCUAGACAGACCAGGAGUGCCCCGAGGGGUGAUAGAUCUUCUAUAGCUGGAAGGGUGUUUGCCUUGACCGGAGUCGAAGCUUCCACUUCAUCUGAUCUAGUGAAAGGGAAGGGUAAAGAUACUAGUAAGGUAGGAGUUGUGAGGGAAUUUUUGAAGGUGUUUUUGGAUGAGGUGUCUGAGUUACCUCCUACUAGGGAGAUUGAGUUUAGCUUUGAUCUGGUCCUUAGUGUAGGGCUAGUGUUGGUUACUCCCUAUAGGAUGGCCCCAACAGAGUUGGUUGAAUUGAAGUGUCAGGUGGAAGAUUUGAAGGGAAAGACUGACUACUUCUCCUAUAAUAGGACAGUAGUUGUAUAUGCUUUAAGGCAAUUGAAGAAUCAUGAGAGGAAUUACUCUACUCAUGACUUAGAGUUGGCAGCAGUGGUUUUUGCCUUAAAGAGGAAGCAGUUGGCUUUGAGAUGGGUGAAAAUGGGAUUUGAGGUUUAA